AAAGAUACCAAGUUAGAAAAGGUUAUUAGACAGCAAAUUCCGGUAAAAGAUGAAACGGGAAAAGUUUUGUAUGGUUGUUUUGAUUAUGUUUACUUUUGUUCCAAUGCUUGUCAAAUGCUAGGGGAAAAGCAUAUAAUUAAACCUAAUUAA
Racocetra fulgida is the source of this 150-nucleotide messenger RNA. NCBI's taxonomy places the organism in Eukaryota, Fungi, Glomeromycota, Glomeromycetes, Diversisporales, Gigasporaceae. The record is from the annotation of a GenBank genome assembly.